AUCGACUAUGUUGCGUUGGAGAAGGAUGUGAAUCGAGGCCGGAUCCAGCUAGUACUGGCGUCGGAAAUCCAAGAUCCGGAGGUACUGACUGAGGAUCCGAUAAGUUCGCAACCCCUGGAUCCGGACUCGCGGGGUCCGGAUCUUGAACCUAGCCAGCGAGAUCCGAACUCAUUAUCAGGGGAUCCUGCAUUCGACGGUGGGAAGGUGUCGGAUCCCGAGAAGGACAAUCUUGCAGAUCUGGACCCCCGGUGGAUCCAUGCUCACAUAUCCUUCAAGGUGUCAAAGGAGAAGAUCGCGACGACGCCGAUCCUACGCCACUUCGAUCCGGAUCGGCAAGCUGUGGUUGUUGUAUAUGCCAGUGAUUGGGCGAUCUCCGGUGCAUUAAUGCAGGAGUAUGAUCAGAUCAACUACCCAGUAAUCUUCACGAGCCGUACGCUGAAGUCUAACGAGUUAAACUACGGGAUCGCGGAAAAGGAGGUGUUGGCAUUGUUGCGGACCCUGGAUCUCAAUCAUAAUACUUUGGUUGGGAGGCCGAUUCGGUGGGCCGCGUUGCUUUCACCAUGGAUCCUCGAGAUCGUCAAGUGUAACAAGGGCGAGGAUAAGAUCCUGGGCACAUUAGCAGCCAGUAUCCCUCACAGGUCCGAAGUCGACAAAGCGCUGACUUCGAUCGCCCGGAAGAAACAGCUGAGACGCAAGAUCCAAGCCCCGAUCCCGACAGUGAGAUCGGAUGAGGAUCUGUAUGUUGCUAGCUUCGACGGAUCCGCCCGCGUCAAGCGAGGUGGAGGCGCCUACAGCGCGAUUCUGGGGAAAUUGCCCGAGUGGACUGUGGUGAAGGCCAGAUCCGGCUAUGCCGAAGGUUUAACUAUCAAUGAGGCUGAAUAUCACGGCUUUUUGUUAAGUCUUGACUUGCUGGAGGGGACGGAUCCGCUACGACUGGUGAUCUGUGUUAGAGGUGAUAUCGACUGCAAGGCGCCUGGAUUGGCAUUUAUAAGACAGAAGGCGUUGAACAGACUGUGGAUCCGGCCGGAUCAUGAGUUGCUAGAUCCAGGAUCUGGUCACAUCGAGAUAUUGGUGGUGAAAUUCGAGGAUCCGGUAGUGCAGAUCUCGGCCAUUACAACUAGAUCGAAGGCUAGAUCUGGCGUGAGAUCGGGAUCCAACCCCCCCCCCCUGAGCGAGGAAGUGAUCAGAGAGCUCAGGAUCGAGCGAAUCCGACAGACACAGGACGAGGAGGCGUGGAUCCACAGUUUGAAGAAAUAUCUGACUGGUGAAUUACGCGAUCUGACACAGGAAGAGGCUAGAUCUUGCGGAUCUAUCGCCAUGAAUUAUGAAGUGCAUCAUGAUCUUCUUUUCUAUUGCCCCACCACGAAAGAAUCAGCUGCGGACCGGGACAAACUGAUGCGACUGGUGUUUCCUGAAACGUUGCAUCAAGAUGUUCUACACUAUUAUCAUACCAGCCUCCAAGGUGGACAUCAGGGGAUCGGCCGUACUUUCGAUCGGAUCCGGUGUCAUUUUCACUUGAGAGGAUUGUAUCGGAGCGUGCAAAGAUAUGUCGGGGAGUAUGUUGACUGCGAGACUGGAAAAGGACGACCCCGGAUCCAGGGCGAAUCACCGGGUAAUCUUCAAGCGACUUAUCCGUUUCAGGUCAUCGCUAUGGAUUACAUCCCCUCAUUGCCCAGAUCCUAUAAAGGUAACACGGAGUUGUUGAUCUUCGAAGAUCUCUUCUGUGGUUAUGUGAUCGCCAAAGUGAGCGGAUCCAGGACGGCUCAGACUGUGGCAGAACCCUACGAGGAAUGUGUGUUUCACCGAUUUGGUGUCAGCGAAGUGAUCCGCCAUGAUCGUGAACCCGGAUUUAUGUCUGAUAUCUUUCGCGCGCUUACCAAAAUCCUGGAUCAGCGUCAACAGGCAACAAUGGCAUAUAGACCCCAGGCGAACGGAUCCGCAGCGAGGACGGUGCAGAUCACCACAAGGGCACUCAAAAUGUAUGUUCAAGAUACGGAUCAGCGAGGUUGGGACGAGUAUGCAGAGCGACUUACCUUCGCGAUCAAUACCGCUCGAAAUCGGAUCCUAGGAGAGAGACCGUUCUACAUGGUUCACGACUGGGAUCCGAUAUCCACACUGGAGCCGGUGAUUGUGGUGAAGUCGGUGAAACUUUCACCCUUUGGCGUACAGUUCUCGCUCUGGUCCCGAGACUUUAGGAGACUCGGAUGCACAUAG
Molecule: messenger RNA, 2214 nt
Organism: Phytophthora megakarya
Lineage: Eukaryota; Oomycota; Peronosporomycetes; Peronosporales; Peronosporaceae
Source: the annotation of a GenBank genome assembly